GGGUCACCGCCGCCAUUUCCCUGCGUUUCCAGUGCGUUUAAGUAGGGAGAACAAUAAAUCCGCAAUCCGGCGUUUGUCUGAAGGGAGAUGGUGGAAAAGACAGUUUAACACUGCUAUAACCUGCCGAAGAGCUCUGGUCCCAAAGUAUGUCCGGAACAAGGAAGGAGGGAAACUAAAACGGAAGAACUGCAACAAAAACAAUAUGAUAUGAUAACCAGGAAAAGAAAGAGGACCAAGGAAGCUGUACAACUUCAAACCGCAUCUUCCAACCCAGCUUCUGGAAAUACGGUAUGUGACGCCUUUGAAGUGUCUGAAAAUACAACUCGGGCUAACCAACAGCAGCAAUUCUGCCCUGUGACGAGUGAGGAGCUGUCGGGACUGGAAUUUUCCGAUUUGUUCGACAUUGAAGAUUUUAACUGGAAAUUGGAUAAAGACCCCAGUUCUCUGCUUUUCGACGUUGGUCUGGACGGGUUUUCACAUCAUGCUCCUGAUGACAGAACAACGCAGCUGGAUUCUGACCAGUGCUCGUUUGGGUCGCUGCAAAACCUAAUGAACUCAGAAGGUGGCGCAACCGAUGCUCAGUAUCAGUUCCAAAAGCUACAGAGGCGUGGGCAAAAAGCUCAGCAAUUUACAGCAGAUCUACCAGGGAGGAGCAACCGCAACGCUAUUGCUGCCAGAGUGAAUCGUUUGAAAAAGAAAGAGUACGUCAGCGGAUUGGAAAAUAAAGUUACCAGUUUGUCGACGGAGAAUAAGGAGCUGAAAGAAGAGAAUAAACAACUGAGCAAGAGGUUGGAUGAGCUGGAAGACGAGACGAGGUACCUCAGGGCUGUCCUGGCUAACGAAAGCACGUUAGCCCAGCUCUUAAGCAGACUCGCCGGUGGGAAUGGGAUGAAGCUGUCUACCUCGCUUUUCAAGGAACCCAAAGAGAACGACCACGAUUACGCGCUUCCCGGGAAAAGGGUGAAGGUGGAGGAAAAGGAAACGACCGGAGGGAUUUGUCUUCACGUCGAUAACAAUAUCGUCUCUGUGGAAUUCUGCUCUAAAUGUGCCGAAAGUGCAAUCUCGUCACAUAAAAUUUUUUUUCUAGGUGACUGUCUUGCCAUGCUGUGUUGGUGGGGGUUACAGAACAGCCAUGCACCUGACUCCAUGUGGAUACUGCUGUGGUGGAAGCUGAAGAAACGGGACCCGCUGCUGGCAUCAUGUCCUGAUUUUUUAUUAAAAGGUAGUAUAAGAUGGAUUGUAAGUUUUCACAGCUUUUGCUGGCAUGGCCAGACUUCUAAUUAUUGAAGAUAAUGCAAGCGAGGCGGGGUGGGAUGCAGCAUUGGAAAAGUAAGCACGCUGUAGUUACAGAAGAGUGCUUUAAAGAAAGACACCCCCUGGAUUAUUUUAAGUGCUAUAGGGGCAUGCACUUGAGUCACGUUCAUAGGUUUGUUUGCUAGAGAUUGAACAUUUUAAUGGAAUUAGUUUUAUGGUUCCUGUAGCAGUUUAUUUAGUAGUUUACUUAAAACCAGAACCCCUAUGGGCCCCAAGUCUAAGAAUAUGGAGGUGUAUCUUGAAAAGUAUUUCUGUUGCGCUACUCUAAGCUAAAUCUCAGGAAGAUAACAAAGGCAAGAGGAGGAGGAAUUGUUCAAUAAGCACUUUGGCACCGGACUGUAUAAAGAAUGCAUAAAAUGGUCCUUUACUCCUAUUACUAUUUCUCAGGUAGAAUGGCCAGUAACAUUCAUUGGAUGAUGCAGUGAAAAAGAGUUGCUCCUAAUAAUCCCUAUUGAUAGCUGUAAUAUUUAAAACUGUCUACCAGUUAGGCCAGUUAUUAAAUGUGUUUUGGAGUGAUUUAAAUGGUAUAGUAUGCUUUAUUUAAAUUUCAGAUGGAAUUUCAUGCCAGCAAAAGCUGUAUCUUAUUUUUUUUUCUCAAUUGCUUGUAUCAGUCGGUUUUGUAUAUAAGUUGAAUCUGAUGCCAGUACUUAUGUUUCGAGUUGAAUUAUUCUGGGAAUCAAUAAAAUAUGUUCGUUUCACAAUAAAAGUAAUUUUGGUAAUGCAUUUAAUGGUUAAGUUAUUUAAACACCAAGCAAAUCAAAUUAAUGUAUAGGAAGGAAAUACUGGUGUUAUGCAUUUUUAUCAGUUUUGUAAAUCAGGUCUACACUGUCCCUUUUUAUGCACAACAAAUAUUUAAAGGCUUUGAAUUAAUGCUUAUUUCUCUCUCUCUUCAAACAGCAAGCAUUCUCUGCAAAAACAGCAGCUAUAGUCUUUAUCCCCAUCAUUAUGGAUUAAAUUGCGGUAAUUGUCCAAUGUAUGUUUUAUGCUCAAUACAUCUACUGUUCUGUAUGUUCUGCUUCAUACUGUACAGUUGUAGUUGUGAGCUGCUAUGAGGGGUGUGGAAGCAUUGCUUUAGCAACAGUAUUGAUUUUGAAUUCAGGGUCUACUGCAGUUGUGUUUUACCAGGUCUGUGCAUUAAGUCUGCACUGAUUUUUCAGAUCACAAAGUGCUUAAUAUAUAAAUACAAAUUUCCACAGCGAGAACGUAACUGUUAGACCAGGCUAGAGGUCCAAUGUGAGUGCAUGUUUUAAGCACAAGGCCCUAACAGUAGUUUACUGAAAAACAUACUCUUCCAGUCAUCACAAAUCUAUUGAAUUGAAAUAAAAAUAGAUUCAUUUGACCCGUCUUAAUCUUGGUCUGGCACAAGGGCAAAAAAGUGCCAUUCGUCUGCAGUUAACAUUUAAGUUGAGGAAAUAUUAACUGCUGAAAAAGAUGAACGUGUCUAUUGAUUGACUUGAUGUUGAGGGUCCUUCCUUGACCCAUUUAAUACCUUUUGGUGUCUAGCAACACAUCUAAUGUGCUGAAACAUCUGCCAGAGUUGUCCUUCUGCAAAAGAGCAACCCACGUCUGUUUGUUUUUUUUACAAUACAUUUGUAAACUUUCUUCAAACACACA
This is a messenger RNA of Polyodon spathula (Mississippi paddlefish), 2928 nucleotides long. RefSeq names its product CREB/ATF bZIP transcription factor (gene crebzf). Gene Ontology annotation, molecular function: DNA-binding transcription factor activity, RNA polymerase II-specific; RNA polymerase II transcription regulatory region sequence-specific DNA binding. Gene Ontology annotation, cellular component: nucleus. Lineage: Eukaryota; Metazoa; Chordata; Actinopteri; Acipenseriformes; Polyodontidae. The record is from RefSeq and is a predicted model, not a curated record. The transcript has 4 exons. Bases 208 to 1287 code for a protein of 359 amino acids.